AUGAUUUUUCUCAGUCAUUUUGAGCAGGAUGUGUUUCCUUCUUGGAACUCUGCCUCAGCUAGCAGUCUGAGGACUGAGCAACACCAGCAAAGAAAGUCACAUCAUGGUGACAUCAGUCGAGAAGCUGUAGAGAAAUACCUCGAGGAAAACCCUCACUUUGCCAAGGAGUACUUUAAUAAGAAGCUGCGGGUGGAGGUACUGAGAGAAAUCUUCCAGAACUGUCCAUUGUCUGCAGAGACCAGUGCCUCCUUCGCUGAGCUGAAGGCAGAGGAGGCCUCCGUGUGCUUGGAGCUGCUAGGGAUGGUGCAGGAGGAGCUGGUGGCUCACAGGGUCCUUCAGAGGCUGACCCAGCUGCUGCAGGCAGACCGCUGCAGCCUGUUCAUAUGCCGCGUCUGCAAUGGUACACCCGAGGUGGCCUCUAGGCUGCUGAAUGUCACCCCAACCUCCAUGUUUGAGGACAACCUCGUGGUUCCCAAUAGAGAAGUUGUAUUUCCACUGGACGUUGGGAUUGUGGGCUGGGUUGCUCACACAAAGAAAGCCCUUAAUGUCCCAGAUGUCAAAAAGAACAGUCAUUUUUCAGACUACACGGACAAGCAGACUGGAUACAUCACUAAGAACCUGCUAGCAACCCCAAUAGUGAUGGGCAAGGAGGUUCUUGCUGUGGUUAUGGUACUUAACAAAGUAAACGCAUCUACAUUUCUCAAGUAGGAUGAAGAGGUGUUUUCCAAAUACCUCAAUUUUGUUUCUAUCAUCCUAAAACUUCAUCAUACCAACUACCUGUGCAGUGUUGAAUCCCGCAGAAGCCAGAUCCUUAUGUGGUCAGCCAAUAAAGUAUUUGAAAAGCUUACAGAUGUUGAACGACAGUUUCACAAAGCCCACUACACAGUUAGAACAUACCUCAACUGUGAUUGGUAUUCUAUUGGACUGCUGGACAUGAGCAAAGAGAAGGAAUUCUAUGAUGAAUGGCCAGUCAAGCUUGGAGAAGUCGAAACUUAUGAAGGCCCAAAGACACCAGAUGGCCGAGAAAUCAUCUUGUUUAAAAUCACUGAUUACAUUUUACACGGAACAGAAGAGAUCAAAGUGAUUCCUACACCUCCUGCAGACCACUGGACUCUUGUUAGUGGGUUGCUUACUUAUGUUGCUGAAAAUGGAUUUAUUUGUAACAUGCUGAAUGCCCCAGCAACAGACGAAUACUUCACUUUUCAGAAAGGACCUGUAGAUGAAACUGGCUGGAUCAUUAAAAAUGUCCUGUCCCUGCCAAUUGUCAACAAGAAAGACAACAUAGUAGGAGUAGCUACGUUUUACAACAGGAAAGAUGGAAAACCUUUUGACGAAUAUGCCGAACACAUUACUGAGACUCUCACACAAUUUCUUGGAUGGUCUUUUUUAAAUACUGACACCUAUGAGAGAAUGAAUAAACUAGAAAGCAGAAAAGGCAUUGCUCAAGAAAUGCUCAUGAACCAGACCAAAGCCACUCCUGAUGAAAUUAAAUCUAUACUGGAAAGUGGGGAAUUCAGUCCUAAAUUUAAAGAGAAGCUAAAUAUAGAUGUAAUUGAAGGCUGUGAAGAAAAACACCUUGUCACAAUUUUAAAAAAGGCCUUGCCAGACCCAAACAAAGAAGAACUGUAUGAAUUCUGCUGUAGUGACUUCACCAUUACUGAGCAUGGAUUGAUUAAGUGUGGCCUACGACUAUUCUUUGAAAUAAAUGUGGUGGAGAAAUUCAAAGUGCCCCUAGAGGUUCUCACCAGAUGGAUGUACACUGUGAGAAAAGGGUGCCGCUCCGUCACAUACCACAACUGGAGGCACAGAUUCAGUGUGGGACAGACCAUGUUCGCUUUGCUGAUGUAUGGCUUUCCCAAUCUUCAUCAGGAAAGGGUGGAGACAGGGUCCACAUCUCCCCUGGCAAAGCUUCAUGGAUCUUCCAUUUUGGAGAGGUACCACUUGGAGUACAGUAAGACUGUGCUGUAGGAUGAGACUUUAAACAUCUCCCAGAACCCAAAUAAAUGCCAGUUUGAAACAGUCAUUCAUUUGUUUGAAGUUGCAAUAAUAGCAACUGAUCUGGCUUUAUAUUUCAAAAAGAGAACCAUGUUUCAAAACAUUGUUGAUGCCUGUGUAAAAAUGGAGACUGAAGAACAGGUCAUCAAUUAUGUUAGCACUGAUCCAACCAAAAAAGAGAUUAUCAUGGCAAUGAUGAUGACAGCAUGUGACUUGUCUGCUAUAACCAAGCCCUGGGAGGUACAAAGCCAAGUAGCCUUUCUGGUUGCAAGUGAAUUUUGGGAGCAAGGAGAUCUGGAGAGAACAGUGCUACAGCAACAACCUAUUCCUAUGAUGGACAGAAACAAAAAAGACGAGCUACCUAAACUUCAAGUUGGAUUUAUUGACUUUGUUUGUACUUUUGUAUAUAAGGAGUUCUCACGGUUUCACAAAGAAAUCACACCCAUGCUGAAUGGUCUUCAAAAUAACAGAAUGGAAUGGCAAUCCCUAGCUGAUGAAUAUGAGGAAAAGAAGAAGGUAAUUGAAGAGGAGGUGAAAAAGCAGGAAGAAGAAAACACAAUAAAAAAAGCUGCAGAAGGUUCAGGACAAGAUGGUGUCGACAGAAAGUCCACAACAUGUCUAAUGUUAGAAUAUUAUCCAAUGGGUCUAAAUUUCUAA
Chrysochloris asiatica (Cape golden mole) is the source of this 2652-nucleotide messenger RNA. It is a transcript of the gene PDE6C, whose product is annotated as phosphodiesterase 6C, cGMP-specific, cone, alpha prime. Lineage: Eukaryota; Metazoa; Chordata; Mammalia; Afrosoricida; Chrysochloridae. Gene Ontology annotation, biological process: visual perception; signal transduction. Gene Ontology annotation, molecular function: 3',5'-cyclic-nucleotide phosphodiesterase activity; protein binding. The record is from RefSeq and is a predicted model, not a curated record.